AAGUGGGUAUACAACCAUCCAUAAGCUGCAGGAAAAGACAGUAGGUCAGUCAUCUGGAUCUGACCCACCCACCACCACCCGUCGCCAUGGACAUGGACCAACUCUCCUACGGAAGCUUGUGGGUGAUGGCCGUAGCCACGGCUCUCUUCUGGUUGAUUCUGAGGAAGGCUAUAUACGUGGGUGGCAAGGAUGACACAGGAGCCAAGGCCAAGCUUCCUCCAGGUCCAUGGAACCUUCCCGUCAUCGGCAGCCUACACCACCUCGUGGUCACAAAGCUGCCGCCGCACCGCGCGCUGCUCCGACUGUCCCGCCGGCACGGCCCGCUCAUGCUGGUGUGGCUCGGCGAGGUUCCCAGCAUCGUCGUGUCCUCCCCGGAGGCUGCGAAGGAGGUGCUCAAGACGAACGACCUCGUCUUCGCCAACCGUCCGUGCGGCCCCACGAUGGACAUCGUCAGCUGCGGCGGCAAAGGCAUCCUCUUGGCACCCUACGGCGACCACUGGCGGCAGAUGCGUAAGGUUUGCGUCGUGGAGGUGCUCAGCGCAAGGCAGGUGCGGCGUAUCGAGUCCAUCCAGCAAGCCGAGGUCGCGCGCCUCCUGGAGUCCGUCUCGGCCGCCGCCACAGGUUGUGCCGUCGUCGACGUCGGCAAGGCGCUGGCCGAGCUGUCAAGCAACAUCAUCGCCACAGCGGUGUUCGGCGGGAAGUUCCCGCAGCAGGAGGCGUUCCUCCGGGAGAUCGACGCGCUGUCGGUGCUGGUGGGAGGGUUCAGCAUGGCGGACCUCUUCCCGUCGUCGCGGCUGGUGCGGUGGCUGAGCAGCGCCACGCACGACGUGAAGAGGAGCCACGCCCGGGUGCAGCGCAUAUUGGAAGACAUCAUCCAAGAGCGCAAGGAGAAGACGUCGAAGAAUGGUGCGUCUUCCGUUGCUCGAGACAACGAAGACUUGCUGGACGUGCUCCUGAGGCUGCAGAGGGAUGACACCCUCAAUUUCCCUCUAACUUCAGAGAUCAUCGACUGUGUUAUCCGUGAUAUAAUUGGAGCUGCUACGGAGACGACUUCUUCCACGAUAGAAUGGGCCAUGGCAGAGCUGGUCGGCAACCCAGAGGCCAUGGCAAAGGCGAAACACGAGGUCCGCGAGAGGUGCCACGGCGUCGUUGCGAGCGCAGACAUCGGCGAGCUGCAAUAUCUCCGGAUGGUGAUCAAAGAGACGCUAAGGCUCCACCCCGCGGGGAUGUUCCACCGGGCGAGCCUGGAGGACUGCCAGGUCAUGGGCUACCACAUACCCAAGGGCACCGCCGUCAUGAUAAACGGCUUCGCGGUGGGGACGGACCCGGCGCACUGGGGGGAGGACGCCGGCGAGUUCAGGCCGGAGAGGUUCCACGACAUGGAGAUGACGGAGUACAUGCAGAUGGAGUUCGUCCCGUUUGGGGCUGGCCGUCGGCAGUGCCCUGGAACGCUGUUCGCGACCACUAUCAUGGAGCUCGUGCUGGCCCACCUCUUGUGCCACUUUGACUGGGAGGUCCCAGAUGGGCAGACAUUGGACAUGGGCGAGGAUUAUGGGUUCAUCGUGCACACUCGGUCCAGUCUGCGCCUGCAGGCAUCAUCGAUCGUACCUAGCUGCUAGCAUCUCAUAGGAGAAUUAACCUGCUAUGGAUCUCUUGUUGCUUAGCUUUUUUUUUUUUUUUUGAAAAGGUUAUUGCUUAGCUCAUGGCUUAUACAGUAUUAAUAAUCGUGCAAUCCCAGUUUCUUUUCUAUCAUGUGAUCUAGUCUAUCGUGCUAUGGAGGACAAGGCCGCACGCCAAUGGGAAAUUACAGCAUGGACAGAGUUCAUAUAUAAUGCAACCCAAUGAGA
Messenger RNA from Hordeum vulgare subsp. vulgare (domesticated barley), 1847 nucleotides. RefSeq names its product desmethyl-deoxy-podophyllotoxin synthase-like. Lineage: Eukaryota; Viridiplantae; Streptophyta; Magnoliopsida; Poales; Poaceae. The record is from RefSeq and is a predicted model, not a curated record. Bases 87 to 1619 code for a protein of 510 amino acids. Gene Ontology annotation, molecular function: monooxygenase activity; iron ion binding; heme binding. The transcript is spliced from 2 exons.